Molecule: messenger RNA, 2188 nt
Organism: Thrips palmi
Lineage: Eukaryota; Metazoa; Arthropoda; Insecta; Thysanoptera; Thripidae
Exons: 3
Coding region: 236-1546 (436 amino acids)
Molecular function (GO): protein binding
Source: RefSeq, a predicted model, not a curated record
AAAAUCGUGGAUGAUAGUGCACUUUCAAAUGAAUACAGACGAUAUCAUUACGGAUUGAUAACCAUUUCAUAGGAGUUCAUGUACGCAUUGCUUGCCCGUGACAACAAUUUCAUCAACAGGGUUCUUACGUGGAUCGUGAAACGGAAGCUUCACCCUGACGGACGGCGCUUCAUUGGCUGUGCCUCCUCAACGUACUGCGUGGAAGCUCUGCUGCGUCUCUAGAACCAUCGGCGCUAUGCUGCUGUCGCUGCCGGACGAGACGCUGCUGGCCGUGCUGGCACACCUUGCUCCCCGGGAGCUCUUCAACUGCCGCGUUGUCUGCCGGCGCCUCCGCGACUUGAGCCUGCACCGCAGCCUCUGGCAGGCUGCUGUAGUCAAGGACAAGGGCCUGCUGCGCGCAGCGCUCAAUCUCGCGCCCUGCCUCGGCAAAAUAUCUCCCCGUCUACCUCUCGAGACCAUUGCCUCCUUCAUGCCCAGUACCACCUGUGCGGUCGCGAACCUGGGCAUAACUGUUCACAACGAGAGCGACGCGGCCCAGGCCACCAUCAUCCUAUUGAAGCUAUCUGCGCUCAGCGGCGUGAGAAGUCUCAACUUGGAGAAUCGUUGUCCCCCUGGACAGUCUCUAUCAACGCUCUUAAAUGCUACCCACAACGUAAUUGGUCUCCGAAAACUCAGCAUCCAGAACUAUUCUCAAGAGUCACUGUCUGUUGCCUGGUGUGACUUGAAAACAAGGCCGUCCCUCACGAAGCUGCUUUACAGUUCAAAUUUAUCGGAGCCCUUCCUCCAUCUCCUGCUUGAGACACACGCGGCCACCCUUCAGGAAAUGUGUUUAUUCUGCCGAAAUGACCAGGUCGGGACCUUGCUGGCCCAGAUUCCCAACCUCCGCUCCCUUACUUGUUUCCCGAGCAAUGACCUUUCCCACUUGGCGGUGCUGCCCGACCUCCAGUCGAUUCAUGUGAUGUCACUGUCCGAGGCUUACCCUCCCGGCGCUCUGGAAUUCCUGCGUGGAGCUUCGAAUCUCCGGUCUGUGAAAAUAACCAAUAAUUUUUCCUCUGAGCCCGCCCUGGCGCUGGCUGAGUCACCAAGUGCGUCUCAAAUCGAAUCUCUGACCAUAACCACAAUCCUAUCCGAAACAUUGGCUUUGGUGGUUCCCGUGCUCUGCAAGUUUUCCUCCCUGACGUCCCUUAGCAUGAACUCGAUAGAGUUCGACUGCGUCAAUUUUCUGAGGGCUAUGUGCUGGACAUCGUUGCCGUGCCUCACCACGCUGAAAAUUCCGUUUCCCAGAGAAAUCUGUCUUCACUCGUGGCUGCAUGGACCAGCUGUUCAGGGCACUCUGAUCCGGAACCCCCGCCUGCACAUCCGUGACCGCACAGCGUCAACAACCGCCGAGGACUGUUCUUGCCAGUGGUGUCAGUGGGGAUGCCACGAACUCCUGCGUGAGUCGGACAAGCCGAAGGCUUACGCAUCUCAUUCUAGGGGACCUGAGUGCCCGGCUGACUGCUACCGGGUGGUCCUUCCGACGGGCCCGCCUUCUGUAGCCAAUUAGCCCGUGGCUCGUGCAACUGAAACUGUCGACGGGGUUCCCAAGUGAAGCUGAAGAGACUCACCAAUUUGCAUCGACUCGCGAUAUUUGGCCGCCGUAAGGCAGAGGUGCUCGGGUGGCUUCUGUAGGUGGCUUUGUCACAAUGAGAGAGAUUCCGUUAUCCUGAGGAAAUUGCUACACUGCAAAUCGAAAGUGUUUGCCUCCCUAGUGGUGCUCCGUUUUGAAAGCCGAUAGUUGGCGUCCUGACCUCGGAGGAUGCAGGUGAGAAUGCCACUCCUGGUCGCCGGAGUGCCAAAUUUCGGCAUUCUCUGUUUAGGAUUGCUCUGUGGUCAGAAUGCCAAAUUAUGGCACUCAAAACGGAGUGCCACCAAUGUGGCUAGCAGACUAACCAAUCGAUUUGCAGUGGACAGCAAAGUUCAUGUAUGUGUAAUCAGUACACAAUUGUGAUUCUUCGCGUUUCAAGUCUGUAAUUUUUGUUUGGACUAAGACUAACAGUUAAUUCUCAUCGGACCAGUGUUGAAACUUGUUUUAUUUUCAACCACAAGGCGUGCUCAGAAACCAUUUUUGUUUGCUAAACAACUUUGUUAUUAUGUAAUAACGUUCACAAACAAUGUCCACUUAUGAAUAAAUUAUCAGUGUAAAGGU